This is a messenger RNA of Ctenopharyngodon idella (grass carp), 1113 nucleotides long. RefSeq names its product golgi transport 1Bb (gene golt1bb). Gene Ontology annotation, biological process: endoplasmic reticulum to Golgi vesicle-mediated transport; retrograde transport, endosome to Golgi. NCBI's taxonomy places the organism in Eukaryota, Metazoa, Chordata, Actinopteri, Cypriniformes, Xenocyprididae. The record is from RefSeq and is a predicted model, not a curated record. Gene Ontology annotation, cellular component: endoplasmic reticulum; membrane. The transcript has 5 exons. The coding region runs from base 118 to 534 and encodes 138 amino acids.
CGUAUCUGCGUCAUUUCAGACGUUUAAAGUAUCUCUACGUGUUUCCGGUGUCGUGGCGAUCACACACAGAACAGUUUUACUCAUCAGUCAGUAAACCGGCUGAAACACAACACAAACAUGAUUUCAUUAACGGACUCACAGAAGAUCGGGAUGGGGCUGACGGGUUUCGGCGUGUUUUUCCUCUUCUUCGGAAUGAUUCUGUUCUUUGAUAAAGCACUUUUGGCCAUAGGAAAUAUCUUGUUUGUUGCAGGUCUCUCAUUUGUUAUCGGACUGGAACGGACUUUCAGGUUCUUCUUCCAGCGGCAUAAAAUGAAAGCCACUGGUUUCUUUCUGGGAGGUGUUUUCGUGGUGCUCAUCGGAUGGCCGAUUGUAGGUGUCGUCCUGGAGGUUUAUGGAUUUUUUCUUCUCUUCCGGGGCUUUUUCCCAGUAGCGGUUGGCUUCAUUAGGCGGGUGCCUAUUCUGGGAUCUUUACUGAACCUUCCUGGCAUCAGUGGACUAGUGGAUAAAGUUGGUGAGAGCAACACCAUGGUAUAACGGUCAACGGUUUAGUUUUUUGUUUUAGUUUUCUAUGAGUGGCUCAUAUUUAUAUUUGUCAUAAUGUGCGUCGGGCUCAGCGUCUUGCUGGCCAACCUCUCUGAACCACAGCUGAGACUUUUUGAUAUUUUACCUGUGAAGAAGUUCGUGUUUUUUCUGGGACUGAUAACCAAACCAAGUCAGGCGAUGUCAUUGUUGCUGCAUCACGCAUCUCCCUCCAGGGGGCGACAGGGACCACUGCACCCCAAAUGACGACUAGAUGAGCGGACGAUGAAAUUCCACUGAAGGAAUCACUGGGUUCUGAAUAAAGUCGUUACUGUUUUUUUAUGUUUUUAUGUGCCAACUAGUUUAUUUUGCUCUUUUUAAUUGUCAAAAUCUUGAGGCUAAUUUGGACUUUUUCCACAUGAGCUCCACCUAGUGGAGCGGAGACUGUUUCAUAGCACACACGAGGACAUUCAGCAACCUGCGUGAUAUGCUGUUAUAUUACAUGACUGACUUGUUUGUACAUACUUGAAAUGUGAGACUAAUAUACAUUUUUACCGACAAAGAUCCUGUUUAAUAAAUGGAUUAUAUCCUUGA